Molecule: messenger RNA, 908 nt
Organism: Raphanus sativus (radish)
Lineage: Eukaryota; Viridiplantae; Streptophyta; Magnoliopsida; Brassicales; Brassicaceae
Product: REF/SRPP-like protein At2g47780
Exons: 2
Coding region: 34-708 (224 amino acids)
Source: RefSeq, a predicted model, not a curated record
AUUCGUAUGCAACGACUCCAAUAAGAUUUGAUAAUGGCUGAAGAUGAGAUUGUAGUCGAAGAGGAAGUGCCUCCAUCGUCUUCUUCGUUGAUUGUGGAAGAGGACGAUGGGAGAGAAGAGCUCGAGCACUUGGGUUUCGUCAGAACCGCGGCCACUUACUUGGCUCUCUGUUUGUCGACGCUCUACGAGUUGGCUAAGGACAACGCUGGUCCUCUCAAACUCGGUGUCGAGAACAUCGAAGCCACCGUUGAAAUGGUGCUUUCGCCGUUAUACGACAAGUUCAAUGACGUUCCUUUCAAGCUUCUCUUAUUCGUCGACCGCAAGGUGGACGACGUGUUGUACGAUGUGGAAACAUACGUUCCCUCUUUGGUGAAGCAAGCUUCUAGCCAAGCACUCACCGUGGCCACCGAGGUGCAACGCGCCGGCGUCCUCGACACGACCAAGAGCAUCGCCAGGAGCGUUUGCGACAAGUACGAGCCAGUCGCGGAGUAUUACGCAGCAACGGUGUGGCGGUUGUUGAACAGAGUGCCUUUAUUUCCCCAAGUUGCGCAGUUAGUGAUACCCACGGCGUUUUACUGGUCGGACAAGUAUAACGACGCGGUUCGUUACGUCGGAGACAGAGACUACUACGUCGCCGAGUAUCUACCGAUGAUUCCUAUCGAGAAGAUCUCUGAUAUUUUGGAACAAGAUCACUGUCGAGCCCAUUAGUGAGUACUGAAGAAUCCAAAAUAAUUCCAAUUCCCUUUUUUUACAUAUGUACUCUCUGUUUUUCUUUGUUUUCCCCCCUUUAUUUUUUUAAUUGCAACUGUUAUUUCAGUCUUCUUUCAGUAUUUCAUUUAAAGAAUUUGCCUUUUCCUUAAAAUAACAAGAGUGUAAGAGACAACAUUCUCUAAUGAGCUGUUUUCUUU